Scophthalmus maximus (turbot) is the source of this 6151-nucleotide messenger RNA. Its product is annotated as adenylate cyclase type 1-like. Lineage: Eukaryota; Metazoa; Chordata; Actinopteri; Pleuronectiformes; Scophthalmidae. The record is from RefSeq and is a predicted model, not a curated record. Bases 355 to 3759 code for a protein of 1134 amino acids. The transcript is spliced from 20 exons. Gene Ontology annotation, cellular component: plasma membrane. Gene Ontology annotation, biological process: intracellular signal transduction; adenylate cyclase-activating G protein-coupled receptor signaling pathway; cAMP biosynthetic process. Gene Ontology annotation, molecular function: adenylate cyclase activity.
GAGAGGCAGAGAGAGAGAGAGAGAGAGAGAGAGAGAGAGAGAGAGAGAGAGAGAGAGAGAGAGAGAGAGACAGAGAGAGAGAGAGAGAGAGGCAGCUCACUGGUCGGACUCUCUCCAACAACCGUCAGUCAACCUGUGGAUAAAGAUCCUCCUCCCUCUCUCUCCCCCCCGCUCACCGCGAGCCCCUCGGACACCCAGGACGCAUGCACCGGGAGAGGGUGCAGGUUCGAUUCCCGCGCGGAGGAGAGGAACCGAAAAGUUGAGGGGGGGAGAGAGGGAGGGGGAGAGAGAGAAAGAGAGAGAGAGAGAGGGGGCUGCGGGGUGGUGGGCUCGUCGUGCGCCAUUCCCCGCUUCAUGAAUGGCCGGAACAUGGAGCAGGAGACGCCAAUCGAAAGAGUCAAGACCCGGCGGAGGACGGGUCGCUGCCCGGCCGGCGCGCCGCUGGGCGCCAUCGCCUGCGAGGACGAGUUCGACAGCGCGGAGCUGGAGUCGCUGUUCCAGACCUACAACCUGAAGCUGGAGCAGACCGCCACGCUGCAGGCGCUCGCCGUGCUCAUCGUGGCCGCGUCGGCGCUGUCGCUGGUGGAGCUGCUGUCCGGCUCGCGGCUCACCUUGUCCAAGGGCUCGUACCCGGUGCACUGCGUGGUCUUCCUGUCGCUCUUCAUCGUCACCAACGUCAAGUACCUGCAGGCGACGCAGCUGCAGCAGAUCGCCAAGCUCGCGCUGCUCUUCAGCUUCACGUUCGCGCUGCUCUGCUGCCCGUUCCCGCUGGCGCUCGGCGGCGGCGGUGCCACGGCGCCGGAGCCGGCGAGGGGCGCAGCCGCCGCCGCCGCCGCCCCCGAGCGCGGCGUGUGGCAGCUCAUGCUGGUCACCCUCGUGGCCUACGUGCUGCUGCCGGUGCGGACGCUGAUGGCGGUGGUGUUCGGGGCGAUGCUCGCCGCGUCCCACUUCAUCGUGAUCGCGACGUCGGUCACGGGCAGGACGCAGAGGCUGUGGAGACCGCUGGUGGCCAACGCCGUGCUGUUCGCCAGCGUCAACGUGUCGGGGGCGUUCGUGAGGAUCCUCACCGAGCGCGUGCAGAGGAAGGUCUUCCUGCAGGCUCGCAACUGCAUCGAGGAGCGGCUGCGGCUGGAGGACGAGAACGAGAAGCAGGAGCGUCUGCUAAUGAGUUUGCUGCCCAGGAAUGUUGCCAUGGAGAUGAAGGAGGACUUCCUCAAGCCACCCGAGAGGAUCUUUCACAAGAUCUACAUCCAGCGUCACGACAAUGUCAGCAUCCUGUUUGCCGACAUCGUGGGCUUCACCAGUCUGGCCUCCCAGUGCACAGCUCAGGAACUGGUCAAACUGCUCAACGAACUCUUUGGGAAGUUCGAUGAACUGGCUACUGAGAAUCACUGCAGGAGAAUAAAGAUCCUGGGCGACUGUUACUACUGCGUGUCAGGACUGACCCAGCCCAAGGCGGACCACGCCCACUGCUGCGUGGAGAUGGGCCUUGACAUGAUUGACACGAUUGCGUCCGUGGUGGAGGCGACCGAGGUGGAUCUCAACAUGCGUGUGGGUCUGCACACGGGACGGGUGCUGUGUGGCGUGCUGGGCCUCAGGAAAUGGCAGUAUGACGUCUGGUCAAACGAUGUCACGCUGGCAAACGUGAUGGAGGCUGGAGGGCUGCCUGGCAAGGUGCACAUCACAAGGACCACCCUGGAGUGCCUGAACGGAGACUACGAGGUGGAACCGGGCUUCGGACACGAGAGACACGCCUUCCUCCAGAAACAUAACAUAGAGACCUUUUUCAUCGUGCCGUCGCACAGACGAAAAAUCUUUCCUGGUCUGAUUCUGUCCGACAUCAAACCGGCCAAGAGGAUGAAGUUCAAGACGGUGUGCUACCUGCUGGUGCAGCUCAUGCACUGUCGGAAGAUGUUCAAGGCCGAGAUCCCCUUCUCCAACGUCAUGACCUGCGAGGACGACGACAAGCGGCGGGCCCUGCGGACCGCGUCGGAGAAGACAAGGAAUCGGACGUCCUUCUCGGCCGCCGCCGUGCAGCACUCGCCGGCAACAAGAGUCAACCGCUUCAUCGGCCGGCUCAUCGAAGCGCGGCAGACCGAGUCCAAGACAUCGGACCUCAACUACAUCACCCUGUUCUUCAGGAGCAGAGACAGGGAGCGCAGGUAUCACCAGGUGUAUGACGAUCAUUUCAUCAGUGCCGUGGUUCUCUCUCUGAUCCUCGCUGCUCUGUUUGGCCUUAUCUAUCUGCUAAUGAUCCCGCAGGGGAUGCUGGUGCUGCUGCUGCUGGUGCUGUGUGUGUGUUUCCAUGUGGCCUGUGUCAUGUACCUGCAUCUCACCAGUGUUCAGUGCCAACCGGGCUGCCUCACCAUCCACAUCCGAACGGUGCUGUGCCUCUUCCUGGUUCUGCUCACCUACUCUGUUACCCAGGCCUGUGUGGUUGGAUGUGUUCCCUGGGGACUAGUCGGGACGAACUCCAGCCGCUCAGCGGAGGACGUCCCGGCGGACGACGCGCUCGGCGGCGGACCGUCCAACGGCACGGCACCGGACAGAGCGUGUCCCAACAUGGCGUACGCGCUGCUGUCGUGCGUGGCCGGCACCCUCACCGUCGUCCCCUACCUCCGGGUGUCCUCGCUCCCCAAGAUCCUCCUGCUGCUCCUCCUCUCCGUCACCUACACCGUCGUCAUGGAGACCAGCGGCUACCGGCAAGCCGUGGGUGGGGGGUUUCUCCACUCGCGUGGCUACGACCCCGUGUUGGCCGUCUUGUUGUUUUCUGGAGCUCUGGCUCUUCAUUCAAGACAACUGGACCUGAAGCUGCGGCUCGACUACAUCUGGGCUACUCAGGCGGAGGAGGAGAGAGACGACAUGGAGAAGGUGAAGCUGGACAACAAGAGGAUCCUGUUCAACUUGCUGCCGGCUCAUGUGGCUCAGCACUUCCUCAUGUCCAACCCCAGGAACAUGGACCUGUACUACCAGUCGUACGCUCAGGUGGGAGUGCUGUUCGCCUCCAUCGCCAACUUCAACGACUUCUACAUCGAGCUGGACGGCAACAACAUGGGAGUGGAGUGUCUGCGGCUGCUCAACGAGAUCAUCGCCGACUUCGACGAGCUCAUGGAUAAGGAGUGUUACAGGGAUAUCGAGAAAAUCAAGACGAUCGGCAGCACCUACAUGGCCGCGGUGGGGCUGGUUCCUACGACGGCCUCCAAGGCAAAGAAGUCCAUCACCUCACAUUUAUGCACAGUGUCCGAUUUUGCCAUCGAGAUGUUCGACGUCCUGGACGCCAUCAACUACCAGUCGUACAACGACUUUGUCCUGAGAGUAGGGAUCAACGUGGGCCCGGUGGUGGCCGGAGUGAUCGGAGCCCGGAGGCCUCAGUACGACAUCUGGGGCAACACGGUGAACGUCGCCAGCAGGAUGGACAGUACGGGAGUACAGGGGAAGAUACAGGUGACCGAAGAGGUUCACCGUAUCAUCACAGACCACUACCACUUCGUCUGCCGCGGCCAGGUCAGUGUGAAGGGCAAAGGUCAGAUGCUCACGUACUUCCUGGAGGGGCGGCGACAAGGCGGCAGGCGUCUUCACAGUGGCGGCGAGCGCCGGUCGAGCGCGUUCGUCCAAGGCAGCGUGUGCACCAGGCUGAGCCCGGCGCCGACCGUCACCACGUACGCCACCAUCAGGACGCCGAGCCCGGGCGUGGCCAGGCCGACCGCCUCCACCAGCAACACCAGGUACCUGCCCUCUGUCCCCACGGCAAUGGUGUGAUGGACUCUGUUGCCAUGGUGACCGUGGAAAAAAACAGGAAAGUAGCAUGAAGGGCAUCUUCGUAAAAAGUUGUUCUCCACUCUUCUUCUACCGUCUGAGAGGCUGAGACACUGACCGACCAAUAGGAGGCCUGACCACGGGCGUCUGGGGGGGCGUGGCCUCGAUCGGACGUCAGGACGGGGGGCGUCGCCGACAGGUUUCGGGACGCUUCAGCCUCGUCGCUCUGGAACCAAUCACAGGUCGAGGACGUCGACUCCUCGGACACUAAAAAAGCAACAAACUAAUCGGUAUCAAAUCAAAACUCGCUGCAUUGCAUCAUGGGUAGUGUAGCACACAAGCCUCAAAACACAUCCAGGAAAAAAACGGUUUUCCGGCCGACGUUCCUCUUCUCUCAGUGUGAAACCAAAUCCGUGCUGUCGCCUUUGCAACCGCUCCUCACCACAAGGUUUUCUUGCCAUUUUUCUUUUUUUGUUGCCUUUCAGAUCCUUUUAUUGAUUUAUUGAUCGGACACCGGAUUCAGAUUUAUCGAUUACGGGGGGAGUUAAUGGUACAAACCUGCCAAGAGACACGACACAGGGGGCGUCGCCUCCAAUCAUGACGGCACGUUUUUACUCCGCCACCCUUUCGUCAAAACCCCCCUCAGACCCUCGGCACGCGAUUCCCUUUUGCCCGAGCCCCUCGGCGUCUUCAAGUGCAUGAUGAUGAUGAUGAUGAUGAUGAUGAUGAUGAUGCCACCAUGGUGCCGCCACUGCCGCUGCAUUUCAGUUUCGUUCUUUGCCGUCCGUCUGUUUCCCUGUUAUGCUUGACUUCCAGAUUCUUCCUCGUCAAAAGUGUAGCAAUAACGUUGCCCCGCCCCGUCGUCUCCUCCUCUUCCUCCUCCUCUUCCUCCUCCUCUUCCUCCUCCUCCUCGCCCGUCUGCAUACUGUAGCUGUCUGGAUCCUACUCACACCUGAUAGUGUAUGUAGCCAACUGUGUGUGUGUGUGUGUGUGUGUGUGUGUGUGUGUCUGUGUGUGUGUGUGUGUGUGUGCGUGCGUGUGCGUGCGUGCGCGUGUGUGUGCGUGUGUGCGUGCGCAGCGGGCCUCGCGGGUCUUGUGUCCCCGUGGAAACUGAAGCAUGACUUUAGAACAAAACAAAAGUAUUUUCUGUAUUGUGCGAGUGUGAUUCCUUCGAUUUCAAACAAAAGAAAAGAAGAAAACGUUCUUUUUUUUUUAAAUCUCCUGCGCGCUUGUUUAUUAAGAAAAAAACAUUUUCUAUUGUUACAAAAAUAUUCAGUUCUGCUAUUUUUAUGAGUGUUACUUUUGCUGGAGAAAGAGGAACCUGCAGUGUUUGGUCUACGGGAGUGUGUCUGAGCUCCUCACUCCGUCCAGAAGAUUUGCUGAUGGUGUAGCAUGCGACGCGACAGCACGGCCUGUACCGCAGCCUUUAACCCUCCUCUGAAUCCGUCCCAGCAUGCACUGCCUGCCAAGCCCGUGGCUUUUCUUUUUUAUUUCUCUUUUUACACGCAUGCUUUUGAUGAAACGUCAAAUCCGGGCCGAGCAGCGGGACUCGCAGUGUCUCGACGUCGUCCUCUCGUGCGGUGCUUUUCUUCUUCUUCUUCUUCUUCUUCUUCUUCUUCAUGAACUUUGGUGUACGAAGCAUUUUUUCUAGGACAAAUUGUUCAGGGUCGUUUGACAUCCUCCUCCUCCUCCUCCUCCUCUUCCUCCUCCUCCUCCUCCUCCUCGUCAACAGGUAGCCGGUUAAUCAAAUGUGCCAACCUAUUUUCAUAAACAUAUCAAACUGUUUCCGUGUGCGGACGCUGUAGCGCGCCUGAAUGUGCGGCUAUACGCUUCUCGUGGAUCUGCGUUUUUGUAACGGACGACGACGCAAAGUUGUUUGAUUUUUUUGGGGGGGAAUGAGAUUUUAUUUGGAACAACCGUAAACUAUAAAUGAAACGUUGCUGUCGUAUGCACUUCUUAUCAUAUUUGAAAUAGAUUUAAAGUCUUGGACGAGUUUCUACAAGUCGUAAAAAUGAGGAUUUUCCUUUUUAUAUAGACGUUGAUGGAAAGUUCGAUGGGAAACGAGUUGCGUACAAUAUUUUUGUUCCCGUAAACUGGAUAUUUUCAUACUGUGAGAUACGGGUUUGAAAUGUGCAUAUGUAUUACUAGAUAUAUAUCUGUACAUUGUAAAAGUCUUUUGCAGAGAUAUUACAAUUAUUAUUAUUAUGAAUGACCAGAUAUUUGAGUUCUUUUUGUGGGGGUGGGGGUUGCAGAUGUAUUUAUGGAGAUGUUUUAUGUGAAUGUACAUUUUGUUAAAGAUGAUAUUUUCUACUAUAAGUGUUUGCACUACCAUGAUAUUGACAUUGUAUUAUGAUUAUAAAGAUAAAGCCAGUUGGGGGCGUGUCUCCUGGAGAAA